Molecule: messenger RNA, 1884 nt
Organism: Symbiodinium pilosum
Lineage: Eukaryota; Dinophyceae; Suessiales; Symbiodiniaceae
Source: the annotation of a GenBank genome assembly
AUGAAGGACAAUAGACUAUAUAUAAGGGUACAAAAUAUUUAUCAUAUAACUUUUUUAUGUGAGAACCCCUGGAAACAUCUACAUUACGGUUUUAUAAGACGAAUAAUUACAUUACAGUGUUGGGGUCUUGGUUUGAUUACAUCCCUGAAGGUGUCAGACAGACUCCUAUGCAGUAUAGCUGCAGGCUUUAUUGAGGAGUGUAGGGGGGCCGACUCGGACCUCGCGGAGAACCUUGAAAGUUCGGAACUUCUGCUCAAUUUAGCAAAACAAUCGAAGACGAAGCACGAAAACAAUUCCAACAAGGCUUUUCAACGUGCAGGCUUGGCUGCUCCAAUUGAGAUUUCAAUGGUAGAUGUUGGUUUCAAAUACAAGCUCCCUAUCCUCAAAGUGACACACUUCAUGCAAACCCUUGCUGAUCACGGGAAGCUACCACUACUUUGGGGAUCCCGAAGUCUUGUAUCCCGGACGGAUAUCUUGCCGAAGUUCUGGCGUCGUUUUCGAGGCUACGAUCCAGAGCAUACAGUUUUCGCUGCCCAUGGCCAACAUUUGGAUCGCGUGCUGCCGCUGCAAUUGCAUGCGGACGAAGGACAGACCCUUAAGAAAUCUGCUGUCAUGGUGGUUGCGUGGCAGUCCCCACUUGGUUUUGGAACUUCCGUUGAGGAUGAUGUCGAGGCUGCUAUGCACUUGAACUUUAUUGGGAAUUCUUAUGCUACAAGAUUCUUACUCGGUGUUUGCACCAAGAAGACUUACCAAAAGAAGAAAGGCCAUGUUCUUGACUGCAUUAUCGACAUCCUUGCAAAAGAGCUAUACGACUUGUUCCAUGAUGGUAUCUGGUUAAGUGUUGGGAACGAAAAAGUGCAGUUCUGGGUCGCAACCUUGGGGCUGAAAGGGGACUGGCCUAUCCAAGCUCGUUUGGGACAUCUCGAGCGCCACUUCGCGCGUAAGGGCGUCUACCAAGUCUCUUCUGCUACAAGUGGGUUCUGUCACCUAUGCCGCGCUGGGGAACUGAAUGUGCCUCCGUUUGAGUAUCACGCUGAAGCAAAAUGGCGGGAUACAUACCUUACAUCAACCCCGUGGAGUCGUCCUGGCCCGCUUUGCCAAAUUCCACCAUCCCCAAGGAAGGAGUUCUUCCAUAAAUUCGACAUAUUUCAUUGCCUUCACAAAGGAUGCUUUGCAGAGCUUGCGGGAAGUGCCAUCGUUGCGCUGACGGAUUACCACAUGACAGGCCCUGGCAACUUUCAAUUGCAACUGGAUCGCAUCUAUGAGCUUCUCCGCGAAUUUUCUGCAAGAACGAAGACCCCGCUACACAUGGAUGGGCUUACACGCAACAUCCUGGCCUUCCCUGGUGACUACGAGUAUCCUGUGGGGUCAUGGUUCAAAGGGGCUGAUACCUCUUGUGUAUGCCUUUUCUUCGAAGAGUAUCUGGAGAAGAAGCUGCCGGACAUUGCAAAUGAUGAUUUGGCCUAUUUCUCAAGCAUGCUUGAUGCCUUUCAGAGUGCAAAUGCAUUCUUGAGAGUUCUCUACAAGAGCGGCCUUUGGUUAUCGCAGGAUCGUUGCCGUGCUGCUGCACAAGCGGGGUUGGAUUUUGUUCGAUCUUACCUGGAGGUAGCUGCCACGGCGCAUGCUGCUGAGCGCACGCGUUUCAAGUUAACGCCGAAAUUACAUGCGAUGAUCCAUAUAACGGAUCACCUCGUCUCUGGUUUGGAGCGUGGCCUUCGAUGGACUCUCAAUCCUUUAUCCGAGAGUGUUCAAAUGGACGAAGAUCUAGUGGGGAAGGUGUCUUCCAUUACUUGUACUGUUUCGACGCGGCAAGUGCAUUUGCAAACGAUCAGGAAGUACCUGACAAACUUGUGGACCCAUCUGCGCCGCACGACAUGCUCAUGA